This is a messenger RNA of Cornus florida, 2124 nucleotides long. RefSeq names its product ACT domain-containing protein ACR8. The record is from RefSeq and is a predicted model, not a curated record. Lineage: Eukaryota; Viridiplantae; Streptophyta; Magnoliopsida; Cornales; Cornaceae. The transcript is spliced from 7 exons. The coding region runs from base 418 to 1743 and encodes 441 amino acids.
AUAAGACCCAAAGAGCGUGAUAGAGGAGCAACAGCAAGGCGUGCUUUGCGCUAUAGAGAGAGAAAGUUCUAACGCUUCUAAAGAGAGGGAGGAAUUGUCCGAGUUUUAGAGAGAGAGAGUGAGAGAGGGGUAUGAGUGUGAAGAGUACACAGAGGAGGUUUGGUGAGGGUUGUUAAUAGCGAUUUGGUUGAGGAAGUGCACCUUUGAGUAUUAAUUGGCAUUGGCGUCGUUUGGUACGAAGACCGCGUUAAUUUUGGGGCUGUCUCUGCGCUUUGCUGGUUCUUUGUCAUCUCCGUCCUUCUUCAUAGCUUAAUUGAAGUUGAAACCGAGAGUUAUUUAAAGACGAUCUGUUUUUGUUUGCGUUUGGUAUAUUUGUGGCUCAAGAAAUUAAACACACAGAGAAGAAACAAAACUCAGAUGGAGUGUUCUGCCUAUUUAGAUGAAUAUGAAAAGCUUGUUAUACGGAUGAACACUCCAAGGGUCAUAAUUGACAACGCUGGCUGCGCCAACACCACUCGAGUCAUGAUUGACAGUGCGAGGAAACAUGGAAUUCUUCUAGAGGCCGUUCAAAUUCUCACAGAUCUCAACCUUUCAAUUAAGAAGGCUUACAUAUCCUCUGACGGAAGGUAUUUCAUGGAUGUUUUUCAUGUGACUGAUUUAAAUGGAAACAAGUUAACCGAUGAGAGCGUCAUCAACUACAUAGAACAGUCACUAGGUACAAUUCAUUCUACCAGUUCCAAAUCAUUUGAAGGCUUGACAGCAUUCGAACUAACGGGAACCGACAGACUCGGCCUACUAUCGGAGGUUUUUGCGGUAUUAGCUGAGUUGCAAUGCAAUGUGGUUGAAGCUACAAUGUGGACUCACAAUAUGCGGAUUGCUUCACUUAUUUAUGUUAAAGAUUGUGAUUCGGGGUCCCCAAUCGAGGACUCUCACAAAAUUGAUAGAAUCGAAGGCCGGCUGAGGAAUGUUCUUAAAGGGGAUAACGAUAUUCGAAGUGCCAAGACAUCAGUUUCCAUGGCAGUUACUCACACCGAGAGGAGACUCCAUCAAAUGAUGUUUGCAGACCGUGAUUAUGAACGGAAGCAUAUGACAAGUAGAAUUAGUGAUUCCCCUGUUGUGUCUGUUCAGAAUUGCUUGGAGAGGGGUUACUCUGUAGUGAACAUUCAGUGCAGGGAUCGAACAAAGCUUUUGUUCGAUGUUGUCUGCACAUUGACAGACAUGCAAUAUAUAGUCUUCCACGCAACAAUCAACACAGCAGGAAACCAGGCAUAUAUGGAAUUCUUUAUUAGGCACACAGAUGGAACCCCAAUUAGUUCAGAAGCCGAAAAGCAGCGUGUGAUUCUCUGCCUAGAAGCCGCCAUUGAAAGAAGAGCAUCCGAUGGUGUGAGGUUAGAGCUGUGCACUGCGGAUAGGCAAGGGCUGUUGGCAGAAGUGACCCGAACCUUCCGUGAGAAUGGGCUUAAUGUGACAAGGGCAGAGGUAUCUACCACGAGUGAUAUGGCUAUGAACGUGUUCUAUGUAACGGAUGCAAUUGGGGAGCCUGCAGACCCUAAAAUCAUAGAAGAUGUUCGAGAGAGAAUCGGAUUGAGUAACUUAAAAGUGAAGGAAUUGCCUAUGAUCGAUCAUCAAAAGGCCGAAAAGGAUGAACCCACGGUUGGGGUUGGCGGGACCGUGUUGUUAUCACUUGGAAGCCUAGUGAGAAGGAAUCUAUACAAUUUGGGGCUGAUCGGGUCAUAUUCUUAAAAAGAAUAUCAAAGGCAAUUUGUUGGGGAUUGUCCUGUCCCACAGUUGGGCAUAUACUUUGCUUCAGGGUUGGGCAUAUGUUGUACAUAAGGAAAGGAAUUUACUAGGUUAUCGUAGUUGUUUAUAGUUGGGUGUGGUUGGUGAAUAUAGGUUGUGCACAGUCUCCAAUUCAAAUAUAUUGUUUUAGAAGAAUUUGACUUUAGAAGAUUUAAAGCAGAAAAACAAUGUAAAAGUCGUUGGUUGGUUGGGUUGGGGUUGUUUCUAGCUGGCAGAGCGACAGAGUUGGUAGAGGAAAAUGAAAUUGGUUUUACACAGCAUACAUUUGUUGUACAUAAAGACUUCUUUUUAGUAUCAGAUAGUAUUCCUUUCUGGUUCACUUUA